GCGGCUCCCCGAGGAUUGACGCACCACACAGCCAGUAGUGCCACGCUUCCCUCAGGAACCACCCCUACCCUUCUCUCUCAGCUGUGACCGACGGGACGCUUAGCCAACAGCGAGGGGAAGCGGUGCAGAAGUAGCCAGUGGGCGCUUGAGGGGCGGUAUCAAGAGAGGAUUGUUUAUGUCCCGGGGGAUGAAACUUACCUCUCUCAGAACAGCAUGGCACGGCGCACGCGGAGCAGCAGGGCCUGGCACUUCGUCCUGAGCGGGGUGCGGCGUGAGGUGGACACCCGGGCGGUUGCCUUGGCCACCAGCACGCGUGGCUGGGGCUACGACUCCGAUGGACAGCUGGUGGUGGUGGUGGGAACCGGGCUGCUUCGAUCUAUGAAGUUACAGUCUCAGCACAGCGAUUCAGAUUCGGAGCCAGAGUCUUCCUCCCUCUCACCUUCCAUCCCGAGUGCCAUACCUGUGACCGGAGAGUCCUACUGCAACUGCGAGAACCAGAGCGAAGCGCCCUACUGCUCCAGCCUGCAUGCCCUCCACCGUGUGAAGGACUGCCAGUGUGGCGAGGAGGACGAGUAUUUUGACUGGGUGUGGGAUGACCUGAAUAAGUCGACGGCCACCCUGCUGACCUGUGACAACCGCAAGGUGAACUUCCACAUGGAGUACAGCUGUGGCACUGCUGCCAUCCGGGGGAACAAAGAGCUGGCAGACGGGCAGCACUUCUGGGAGAUCAAGAUGACCUCCCCAGUCUAUGGCACAGACAUGAUGGUGGGAAUUGGGACAUCUGAUGUGAAUCUGGACAAGUACCGCCACACCUUCUGCAGCCUGUUGGGCAAGGACGAGGACAGCUGGGGACUCUCCUACACAGGACUAUUGCAUCACAAGGGAGACAAAACAAACUUCUCCUCGAGGUUCGGCCAAGGCUCCAUCAUUGGAGUGCAUUUGGACACGUGGCAUGGAACGCUAACAUUCUUCAAAAACCGCAAGUGCAUUGGGGUUGCAGCUACGAAGCUGCAGAACAAGAAGUUUUACCCCAUGGUGUGCUCGACGGCGGCCAAGAGCAGCAUGAAGGUGAUCCGCUCCUGUGCCAGUUGCACAUCCCUCCAGUAUCUCUGCUGUUACCGCCUGCGCCAGCUCCUGCCUGACUACGUGGACACGCUGGAGGUGCUACCAUUGCCACCAGGACUCAAGCAGGUGCUACACAACAAACUGGGGUGGGUCUUGAGCAUGAACUAUAGCACAUUGAAGCCUUCCUCCUCUUCCUCUUCAUCAGGAAGUGACUCAGACAGCUCCUGUGGCUCAGAUGCAGAGGCCUGCCAAAGGAAGAGGUGCAGGAGGACAUAAUAUCUCUGUAGGCGAACUGCUGUGAGGGAGUUGAGUGGGAUUUUGUUCCACUGUCUGCGAGGGCCAGCCAGGCCUGAUGCACCUCCUUCUUCAUGGGGACUUUCAUUUCUACUUGUUUGAAAAGAUUUCUCUUACACUAUUGGAAAUCUUUAGCCUAAACAUCCAUCACAUGCAUUGAAAAGACCUGUAGGCUGACAGAGGUCACAGCUCUGUGAAACAGGUAAACUCCAGCCAAAUAUCUGAGCUUCAUCUCCUGACUUGCUGUCAAAGCCAAUGCCUCUUCCAGAAGGAUCCCUCUUUUCUGCAGACUGUCCGCAGUGAUAAGAUUUAGGGCAGCCUUCCAGUUUCAAAGCAUAGGAGACUCCAGUCACAUAUGAGACUUGACUCCUCAAAAGACACAAAGACCAGUCCCCUCCUCCGGACUGGUGUGUUUUGGUUUGGUAUCUGCAAUGAACACGGUGGGGCACGAUGGAGCGGCAGCACAGAGGGCAAUGGGCUCGUAGAGCUAUGUCUGCAUUGCUGUUGUGAGAGCAGUUACUUACAUGAGUUGAGCUGUUGGUGAUCUUUCUUGAGCCCCUGAGGACUUUGAUUACUGUGCAUGUUGGCUCCUGCUGCUUCUCCUGUAUCAAAGAUCAUAUUAAACUCUAAUAAUAAAGUAGAAACUCUUUCAUUCCUCUUAUGGCCCUUGAAGGCAGGAAUCUGAAGGUGCUUGUCAAAAAUGGCCAUGCUAGCACAGCUGCCAGCCUGGAGGGGAUGUUUUAAAUGCAAUGCUUGUUUGUCAGAUCUAGAGGAGGUAAAGGCAGCAGAGGUGACCUUGCCUCUGCCAUGUGGAGGGUUCUUGUGCUUCCCGCUGAAACCCGAGGCUGGCUGGGAUGGGUGCUCAGCGGAGCCAGCCAGACACCGCAGCACUGGGCGCUCGUGGCAGCCCAGCAGCAGAACCACACAGGGUCUGCCACCCCUGCAGGGCUGGAUGCUGGUGCCAUUCCCGUCCCUGUGGUUUCCUGACUGCCCUCUGCGGGGCCUGUGGUCAGCCCGUGGCUCCUGCUUGUGGGGUUUUUCCCGGCCUUUGACCUCUCCUCUGGUGAGUGGCACAUUUGCCGAUGAUUUGGGUCUGAGCUGGUGCCAUCAGCCAUGUGCAAAAGUUAUUGGAAAGUGGAAAUAAAUAGGAUGGGAAAUGGUUUUUACCCAUCCUCUCCAUGGGUUUCCUCCCAGCACGGUCACUGGGAGCAAAGCUCCAGCUGCUGCCUUUUUCCCUACUCCUAAGACAGACCUGCAAAGGCUCUGGUAAAGCUUUUUGCACCAUGUGCAGUUAUUCCCUGCUGAGUGCCAUGACCCCAUGCCUUUCCUUCCCACAUCGUGACUCUAAGCAAAGAAGGCUCUUGCUUCUCUAGUGACAGGCUUUGAAUGAGAAGAACCUUAAUACCAUAGGACAGGCUGUCAAUCCAUCUGUAUUGGUGCUGCAGCCAGAAAAACAAGCCUUGCUGGAUUGCUCCUCCCCAGAAAC
Messenger RNA from Phalacrocorax carbo (great cormorant), 2845 nucleotides. NCBI's taxonomy places the organism in Eukaryota, Metazoa, Chordata, Aves, Suliformes, Phalacrocoracidae. The record is from RefSeq and is a predicted model, not a curated record.